CUUACUUGUAUAUCAAUGGUUUUGAGAACUAUUGGCAUUGAAACUGUUGACACAUUGGCUGACCUGUGCUGUACAAACAGCAUAUGGACAAUUGAUCUAGCUUACCUAUUACAAAAGUUCUCUGUUAAGUUUUCCUACUACACUGUGACAUUAGGUGCAAAUCCAAAUUACUCAGAUGAAACAUUUUACAAGUACCAGUUACCCACAGAUGUAGUUCGAGUGAAUAAACUCUUUCGUGAGGUUAUAAAAGCAGGAAUUUCUAUAUGGUGCAGAUCAAUUAGUGAAGAACAAAUUUCUUUGUUAAUUUUGUCUGGAAAAUAUGUUGCAAUUGCAUUGGUUGAUCAACAUAAAUUAAGUAGAUCGUGGGUAGAGGAUGUUUGUGCUUCUGGCUUAGGGGAUAGUGGGCCUGGCUAUACAGGUCACUACAUUGUGAUAUGCGAGUAUGAUACAGACGAAGAUGAGUUCAAGAUAAGAGAUCAUGCCAGUUCUAGGAAGCAAGAUAAAGUUACAUCAAGAUGCUUAAGUGAAGCCCGCAAAUCAUUUGGCACAGAUGAGGAUAUUCUUUUGAUAUCCUUGGAAUAGAGCAAGAAGUGCAAUAGCACUCCUGGAAAACUUCAUUCUAGCAGUCCUUGUAGUUGGAGUAUAAGGGGUGUGAUCAGGUGCACCCGCUAUGCUAAACCCGAUUGUUGAUAAUGAGUAUUACAGUGGAAUUACAUGUACAGCAAUAACUCUGGAGUUCAUGUGUACAUUACAUUCAUU
Eucalyptus grandis is the source of this 759-nucleotide messenger RNA. RefSeq names its product guanylyl cyclase 1. Bases 16 to 582 code for a protein of 188 amino acids. The record is from RefSeq and is a predicted model, not a curated record. NCBI's taxonomy places the organism in Eukaryota, Viridiplantae, Streptophyta, Magnoliopsida, Myrtales, Myrtaceae. The transcript has a single exon.